AUGUCUUCCACCACCUUUAAAGUGCUCACACUGAUCAUAUCUGUUGUUACCAUCGUGCAAAUAUCAUCUGCUGGUGAUCCUGACAUCCUCAGUGACUUCAUAGUCCCUCCUAACACCACACUUGAUGGCAACUUCUUCACCUUCACAGGCUUCCGUGCCAUAUUUUCCCCCACAACUCUCUCAGCUUUCAGAAUACUGAAGGCAAGCAAGGCAGAAUUCCCAGCUCUUGAUGGACAAAGUGUCUCAUAUGCAGUCCUUGAAUUCCCAAGUGGCAGCAUCAACCCUCCACACACACACCCUCGUUCUGCAGAGCUUCUCUUCACCAUUCAGGGUUCCCUUCAAGUGGGGUUUGUGGACACAACCAAUAAGCUCUUCACUCAGACACUACAAACUGGAGACAUGUUUGUGUUCCCAAAGGGUCUCGUGCACUUCCAACACAAUGUGGAUCCUAAGAAACCUGCAGUGGCUAUAUCUGCCUUUGGAAGUGCCAGUGCUGGGACUGUUUCAAUUCCUAACACUCUCUUCAACACCACCAUUGAUGACAAUGUCUUGGCUUUGGCGUUCAGGACUGAUGUUGCCACCAUUCAAACUUUGAAGAAAGGCUUUGCUUCCUAA
This is a messenger RNA of Sphenostylis stenocarpa, 615 nucleotides long. The record is from the annotation of a GenBank genome assembly. Lineage: Eukaryota; Viridiplantae; Streptophyta; Magnoliopsida; Fabales; Fabaceae.